Molecule: messenger RNA, 1524 nt
Organism: Pseudogymnoascus destructans
Lineage: Eukaryota; Fungi; Ascomycota; Leotiomycetes; Thelebolales; Thelebolaceae
Exons: 4
Coding region: 1-1524 (507 amino acids)
Molecular function (GO): FAD binding
Source: RefSeq, a predicted model, not a curated record
AUGAAGGUCAUGCAGUUUUCAAUUGGGAACUCGGCAGCUGUACUGGGCCUGGUUGGCCUAGUUUCGGCCAACCCCACUGGCAAUGUAGAAGCUCGCAAUGAGGCUGCAGCUGCGGUUGCCGCGACGGCCACAUCGCCGGGGUCGACUGCUGCGCCUUACAACGCAUCUAUCGGCUCGUUCUUCUCUGAACAGAACAAUGUCAUUACACCAGCCUGUGUCGUGUCCCCGACAACAAGUAAAGAUGUUCAAGAAGCUGUUGGAAUCUUGAGCACGCUCUCGCUGGUAGGACAAUUCUCGGGUCUCACGUGCCAGUUCGCAGUCCGAAGUGGUGGUCAUACUCCAUGGGCCGGAUCGGCGACGAUCCAGGAUGGAGUUGAUAUUGACCUGAGUGCUCUCAACCACGUCAUCCCCGCAGAGGACAGGAAGACAGUUUCAAUUGGACCAGGAAACAGGUGGAUUGAUGUCUACUUGAAGCUUGAUGCUCUUGGACUAGGAGUAUCUGGUGGCCGUGUUGCGUCCGUCGGCGUCGGUGGACUCACAACCGGAGGUGGCAUGUCCUUCUUUGCGCCACGUUAUGGCUUCGUCUGCGAUACCGUCACCGAAUUCGAGGUUGUUCUUGCAUCUGGUAAAGUUGUCGUUGCAAACGCAAAGACCAACCCGACCCUCUGGUCCGCUCUCAAGGGAGGCAGCAACAACCUCGGCGUUGUCACUCGCAUUGAACUCGAAGUUUUCGACCAAGGUAAAUUCUGGGGUGGAACCGUCGUUUAUCCAAUUUCCACAGCUCCGCAACAUCUCGCUGCCUUUGCCAACUUCAAUGGCCAGAACAGAUUUGACGAGUAUGGUGCCAUUAUUAAUAGCUAUGGCUACAGUAAAAUCCAAGGAGGGUGGUUUGUUGCUAACAACUAUGAAUAUACGAAAGCGCAGCAGUACCCACCAGUUUUCAAUGAGUUCACCAGCAUCCAGCCCCAGCUAUUCAGCACCAUGCGCAUCAGCAACAUGUCCGACUUUGGCAUAGAGAUGGAGGACUCCAUUCCUUAUGGGAGAGGCCAAAUCAUGUACACUCAGACAUAUACAAACGACUUGGAAACUAUCACCAACCUAUUCAACCAAGCCAACACUUUGCUGCAACCUGUUGCCGACGUUGAGGACCUGGUUUGGUAUCUUUCGCUUCAGCCAUUGCCGACCCAGAUCACGAAGUGGGGUGAUAUUAAGGGCGGGAACUCCCUCGGCCUCCAUGAAUCGAGUGGCAAUCUUGUUCUUGCACUUAUGAGUGCCUCUUGGCCAAACCCGGCCGACGAGAAGGCAGUCACUGCGGCUAUAAUUGACACGCUUGCCAAGGCCAACGCCUUCGCCGAGAAGAAGGGGACCUUAAAUAAGUACGAGUACCUAAACUACGCACACAAGACCCAGACCCCGAUCACAGGAUACGGAGCCGAGAAUGUGGCGAAGCUAAAGGCGGCUAGUCAUAAGUACGAUCCUCUCCAGGUGUUCCAGAAGAGGGUGCCCGGUGGAUUCAAGCUGUAG